Saccoglossus kowalevskii is the source of this 561-nucleotide messenger RNA. RefSeq names its product atrial natriuretic peptide receptor 1-like. Gene Ontology annotation, molecular function: adenylate cyclase activity; ATP binding; guanylate cyclase activity. The record is from RefSeq and is a predicted model, not a curated record. Gene Ontology annotation, cellular component: plasma membrane. Lineage: Eukaryota; Metazoa; Hemichordata; Enteropneusta; Harrimaniidae. Gene Ontology annotation, biological process: cGMP biosynthetic process; intracellular signal transduction; protein phosphorylation.
GUAUAUUUGAAAAUCUUUUCAAUCUUGUUCUGAUAUUUGUAUCUUUUUACACAGGUUGAAACUAUCGGCGACGCAUACAUGGUAGUUUCCGGUCUUCCUAACCGAAACGGCAAACGACACGUAUGCGAAAUAGCCAACAUGGCGCUAACUUUGCUUAGUGAAGUAAUCACAUUCAAAAUUCGGCACCUUCCCGGCAGAGAGCUACAGUUACGUAUUGGUAUACACAGCGGACCUUGUGUGGCUGGUGUUGUUGGUCUCAUUAUGCCACGGUUUUGUCUCUUUGGUGACACGGUCAACACGGCAUCUCGAAUGGAGUCUUUAGGGCAAGCUCGCCGUAUUCACAUUAGCCCAUCAACAGCCCAUGCAUUAGAAGUGCUUGGUGGAUACAAGAUGACACCCAGGGGAUCAGUCAAUAUCAAAGGGAAGGGGAUUACAAAAACGUACUGGCUGGAAGGAAGAACUGGGUUUGACAAGGCACUACCCAAAUAUUCAUCGGAAAACAGUCACAACGACAGUGAUUUCCAUGAUAACGUCGAUGAUCCGAUAGUGAAUAUUGAUUGA